CUAGGAAACUUCGGCCUCACCCGCAGUGAUAUCUCCGAGACGCGGACGCGAAACGCGUGUAUCGCAAGUCCAAAACGCACAAAAGCUCGAGUCUCUUCCUCCGAUCAAAAACCCAAACCCUAGAAAGUCAAAUUCCCCCCAAAAAAAUCCCCAAAUUCCAUCAUGGGAAACACCGAGAAGCUGAUGAACCAGAUCAUGGAGCUCAAAUUCACCUCCAAGUCGCUCCAGCGCCAGGCCAGGAAGUGCGAGAAGGAGGAGAAAUCCGAGAAGCUCAAGAUCAAGAAGGCAAUGGAGAAAGGCAACGUCGACGGCGCCCGGAUCUACGCCGAGAACGCGAUCCGGAAGCGCACCGAGCAGAUGAACUACCUCCGCCUCGCCUCGAGGCUCGACGCCGUGGUGGCGCGGCUCGACACCCAGGCCAAGAUGUUCACCAUCAACAAGUCAAUGGGCAAUAUCGUCAAAUCGCUCGAGUCGUCGCUGGCCACCGGAAACCUCCAGAAGAUGUCGGAGACCAUGGACUCGUUCGAGAAGCAGUUCGUGAACAUGGAGGUUCAGGCCGAGUUCAUGGAGACCGCUAUGGCUGGCUCCACCUCGCUUUCGACGCCGGAAGGUGAGGUCAAUAGCUUGAUGCAACAGGUUGCGGAUGACUAUGGCCUUGAGGUGUCCGUUGGCCUGCCUCAGCCAGCUGCACAUGCCGUGCCCGCCAAGGAAACCGAGAAGGUCGACGAGGACGAUCUCUCCAGGAGGCUUGCGGAGCUCAAGGCUAGAGGUUAAAUUAGCAAAGCGAUCAGCUUGCAUUGCGAAUUAGAAUAUAUAUGAAAUGCUUUUGUAUUUGUACUCAUUGCUAAUUAUGAGUUAUGGCUCGUGUUGGAACAAUUUGCAACUUGAUAUUUGUGUAUAUUUAACGAAUUUGAAUUCGCUGCCA
Messenger RNA from Pyrus x bretschneideri (Chinese white pear), 925 nucleotides. Its product is annotated as ESCRT-related protein CHMP1B. The coding region runs from base 163 to 774 and encodes 203 amino acids. The record is from RefSeq and is a predicted model, not a curated record. Lineage: Eukaryota; Viridiplantae; Streptophyta; Magnoliopsida; Rosales; Rosaceae. Gene Ontology annotation, cellular component: ESCRT III complex; multivesicular body. The transcript has a single exon. Gene Ontology annotation, biological process: late endosome to vacuole transport; protein transport; endosome transport via multivesicular body sorting pathway.